AUGACCUCCUAUGACCGUCAUGCCUCUCACGAUUCUCCUUACCGGACUGGUCGACACGUCCCUCUCAGUCAAAGUCGUCAUGAACCUCUUACAUCCAUCGCCACCAGCGCUAUCGAGUCUCGUCCAGAUCUCUCCGGUCCCUACGACGAUGAACCCACAAAGGGCGCGACCGUGCAAUCCACCGAAUUCAACGGCUCCCCGACCGACUUAGAUUCUCCGAGCCGCCCUUAUUCACCUGGAAUGAGAUCUACAGCAUCAAAGCGACGAUCCAAUGAUCAAGAACCCGGCGAAAUUCAAAUGCAAAGCUUCCACGAUGGCGCUCCGCCUCCUCCACCGGUCGCUCACUCUUGGCGAAAGAUCGAACGCUGGUUGGAAAGCAACUACGAAGAAUUACUCGAUAACCUCGGCGAGGGAUGCACACAGAAUGAUAUAAAUGAAUUGGAACACGAGUUGGAUUGCAGUCUUCCGCUCGAGCUGCGAGAGUCAUUGAUGAUUCACGAUGGUCAAGAACGUCCCGGUCUGCCUACCGGUGUGCUCUUCAGUGCCAUGCUGCUGGAUUGCGAGGAGAUUGUUCAAGAGCGACGCAACUGGAAAACCGUAAACGAUGAAUACCUCAGCGCCGCCAUGAUGUCAACCCCCGUCACCAGCUCCGCUGCUAGUUCCUCAACCGCAGCCCCUCAACAAGGUGCGACAUGGCGAAAUGAUCUCCUCGAUCGCCAGGACUCCCAACCACCCGGCGCCGUACAAAAGGCCUACGCCCAUCCAGCCUGGAUCCCUCUCGCCCGUGAUUGGGGCGGCAACCACAUCGCAAUUGAUCUUGCUCCCGGUCCCGCCGGAAAAUGGGGCCAGAUCAUCAUCUUCGGCCGUGACUAUGAUUGUAAAUACGUGAUUGCUCGAUCCUGGGCUGCCUUUUUGGCUACUUUCGCCGAUGACCUUUGCAGUGGCCGAGUCAAUAUCGACGAGGAGACGAACGAAAUGAAAUUGAAGGUUAAGUCCCAAAAUCUUGAACCGGCAUACUUGGAAAUUCUGCGAUGGAGAGUCGACCAGAAGUACGGCCGGCGCCCACCGCGCCGACGUGCUCCUAAUGGUAUGGGCGCGAAUGCUUCCGGGAAAGGCUCUACUCGGGAUUCUCCCUAUGGUAGCCCAACACGCGCAGAGGAGCGAGGCCGAUCCCCACACCGUUUCCCUAACCGCGGGCCGGCACAGAGCCCUAAGACUCCGUUUGGUGUUUCAAGUCCCCUUGCUCGGGUUACUGAGGAAGCUCCAUCUGGCCCUGCGGGACCUACGAUCUCUGAAGAUCCACGAGAGAGCGAGGAGUCGGUUGAAGACUUGCUGGAGGUGUCCACGCCCCAAAUAUCCAACAAAGAGAAUGAAGGAUUCCCUGAGUUGAAGGGAUCAGAGGCAGACAAGGCCGAGAAGAGCGAUGAAGCAUCAGGGUCUGGCAAUGCACUGGAAUCAGAGGUUCUUGGAGAAAUGAAGAACGUGGCCAUUUAG
Messenger RNA from Penicillium angulare, 1494 nucleotides. RefSeq names its product SMI1/KNR4 family protein. The record is from RefSeq and is a predicted model, not a curated record. Bases 1 to 1494 code for a protein of 497 amino acids. Gene Ontology annotation, biological process: regulation of fungal-type cell wall biogenesis; cell wall biogenesis. Gene Ontology annotation, cellular component: mating projection tip. Lineage: Eukaryota; Fungi; Ascomycota; Eurotiomycetes; Eurotiales; Aspergillaceae. The transcript has a single exon.